Entamoeba histolytica HM-1:IMSS is the source of this 3744-nucleotide messenger RNA. Its product is annotated as chromodomain-helicase-DNA-binding protein, putative. The transcript has a single exon. NCBI's taxonomy places the organism in Eukaryota, Evosea, Mastigamoebida, Endamoebidae. Gene Ontology annotation, cellular component: chromatin; nucleus. The record is from RefSeq and is a predicted model, not a curated record. The coding region runs from base 1 to 3744 and encodes 1247 amino acids. Gene Ontology annotation, biological process: regulation of gene expression; chromatin remodeling. Gene Ontology annotation, molecular function: ATP binding; ATP hydrolysis activity; ATP-dependent chromatin remodeler activity.
AUGGCAAAAUCUUUUGAUGCCUCAAAUUUACCUUCAUUACCAUUCACUAAUAGCGCAACACAUUUGGGUAAAGGAUUAAUUAACCCAUUAGUUAAACAAGUACCACAACAAUUACCAAAACUUACAUUAUUAGAUAAUUCAGUAAAUAAAAUAAGACCUGGCAUUUUACCAUCAUCAGGAGGAAAUGCACAACAUGCAUUACCAUCAUUAUUUAAUGAAAUUCAUACAUCAAUUCCUGUUCAGAAACCCAAAGGAAGGAAAAAAACAAAUUUUUCAGAAGAGGAAGAAGUUCCUACCGAAUCACAUUAUGUUUUACGUUCAAGAAGUGAAAGAAAAAUCCCGACAUUAUCAAUAGAAGAAGAAGAAGAUUCAGAUUAUGAUCUUGAAUUUGAGAAAAAGAAAAAGAAAGAAAAUGUAUUUGAAAAUGGUAUUAUAGAUAACCCUUCAGCUUCUAAAGUCUUUGAAAAGAUUUUAGCUAUCAAACAAGAAGAUGGAAAACAAUUAAUUUGUGUUAAAUGGAAAGGGUUGAGUUAUCUCCAUAUAGAAUGGAUAUCAGAAGAACAAUUUUUAUUAAUAGGAGGAAAUGUGAGUGGAAAUAAACAAAAAAUAAAACGAUUUUUACAAAAGAAAAAUAAUGAUGAAGAAAAAGAUAUUUUCCCAAUAGAAAAUACAGAAAUUGAACGAAUUAUUUCUGCAAAUACCGAACGAACAAGAUAUUUAGUUAAAUGGCAAAAGUUACCAUAUACAGAAUGUACAUGGGAAAAUAUUAAUGAUAUUUCUGAUAAAGAAAAAAUCAAUGAAUUUGAAAAACGUUCUAAAUGUUCAAUUGUUGCACCAUUACCAAAACGUGUUUGGCAAAAGAAAGUUGAAUCACCAAAUUAUAAACAUGGAAAUAAAUUAAGAUCAUAUCAAUUAGAAGGGCAUAAUUGGUUAGUAUUUAAUUGGUGUAGAGGGAAAGGAUGUAUUCUUGCAGAUGAAAUGGGGUUAGGUAAAACAGUUCAAGUAGUAUCAUUUUUAGAACAUUUGUAUUCAUUCCAAAAAUUACAAGGUCCAUUCCUUAUUGUAGUACCAUUAUCUAUGAUUGAGCAUUGGCACCGUGAAAUAUUAGAAUGGACUGAUAUGAAUGUAGUUAUUUAUCAUGGAUCAAAAGGUAAUCGUCAGUUAGUUAAAUACUAUGAAUGGUAUUAUAAAGAUUUUCAAGGAAAGUUAAUACCUGGACAUCUUAAAUUUCAUGUGUUACUAACAACUUAUGAAAUAGUUAUUAGUGAUUGGGAAGAUUUAUCAAAAAUAUCAUGGUUAGUAACUGUUGUUGAUGAAGCACAUCGUCUAAAAAAUAAAGAUUCAAAACUAUUAAAAGCACUAUGUAAUAUUCAAACAAACCAUAAAGUUUUACUUACUGGAACACCAAUUCAAAAUAAUCUUGGAGAAUUAUGGACAUUAUUAAAUUAUAUUGAACCUAAGACAUUCCCAUCAUUAGAAGAAUUUGAUCAUGAAUUUAAUUCACUUGAUAAAAGUGCAGAACAAGUAAAUAAAUUACAAGAGAGUAUUAAACCAUUUUUCUUAAGGAGAAUGAAAAAUGAAGUAGAAAAAUCAAUUCCUCCUAAAGAAGAAACAAUUAUUGAAGUUGAAUUAACAAUGGUUCAAAAACAAUAUUAUCGUGCAUUAUAUGAAAAAAAUAGAGAAUUUUUAAAUAAAGGAUGUGUUGGAUCAAAUGUUCCUAAUUUACAAAAUUUAAUGAUGCAAUUAAGAAAAGUAUGUAAUCAUCCUUAUCUUAUUCCUGGUGUUGAAGAAAAAGAUACUGCACAAUUUCCAGAGGGAAGUCCUGAUUAUUUUAAUCAAUUAAUAAGGUCUUCAGGAAAAUUAGUGUUAUUAGAUAAAUUAUUACCAAAGUUAUAUGCAGAUCAUCAUAAAGUAUUAAUAUUUAGUCAAUUAAAGAAAGUAUUAAAUAUUAUUGAAAAGUAUUUAAAAUAUAAAGGAUAUUUUUAUGAACGAUUGGAUGGAAGUAUUAAAUCAGAAGACAGACAAAAUGCUAUUGAUAGAUUUAUGAAUCCAGAAAUGAAUAGAUUUAUAUUUUUAUUAUGUACUAGAGCAGGUGGUUUUGGUAUUAAUUUAAGUGAAGCAGAUACUGUUAUUAUUUUUGACUCUGACUGGAAUCCACAGAAUGAUUUACAAGCACAAGCUAGAUGUCAUAGAAUUGGUCAAAAAAAAGAAGUUAAAGUUUAUCGUUUAGUUAGUAAAAAUACAUAUGAAAGAUAUAUGUUUGAAAGAGCAUCUAUGAAAUUAGGACUUGACCAAGCUGUUUUAGCUAAUAUCACUACUUCUUCAGAUCCUAAAGAUAAACAGCAACCAUCAAAAGAACUUAUAGAAAGUUUAUUAAGAAAUGGUGCAUAUGGAGCUUUCAAAGAUGAUGAAGAGUCAUCAUCUAAAUUUUGUGAAGAAGAUAUUGAACAAAUUCUUGAAAAAAGGUCAUCAAAAGUAGUUUGGAAAGGUGGAGAAAAUUCAUUAGGUGGUUCUUUUUCUACUGCAACAUUUCAGUCAGAAACAGGAGAAACUAUUGAUGUUAAUGAUGAACAUUUUUGGGAAAAAGUUUUACCAAAAGAUAGAAAUGUAUCUCAACUCACAAAGAUAUUUAAUGAUGUUUUUGGAGGAAGAGCAGGAAGAACGUCACAAGCACGAAGAAAUUCAUGGAUAUUAAAUGAAAAAGAACAAUAUUUAAAAGAUGUUAAUGACUUUGCAAAACAAAUUAUUGAAGAAUAUGAAAGUAAAGGAAAAAUAAGCCCUGAUAGGGAUGGUCUUGUUUCACUUAUUGAAACCAUUCUCACUGUUAAAAGUUAUUUUGAAGAAGAUGAAGUUAAUACAUUAGAAGAAGAAUUAGAACAAUUAAAAGUUACACGACAUAGAAGAACUACUUUAAGUAGAAUGGUUAGUACAGAUAUUGAAAUGGAUGAAGAUGAAAAUGAAGAAAGUCUUACAAAGAAAAAGAAAGUAAAAAAAGAAGAAUUAAGCAUUGAAACAAAAAUCAAUUGGUAUAAUUCUGUUAUUAAUUAUGGAAGAGUUAAUUGGAUGAUUUUAAGAGAUAGAGCAAGAAUUAGUGAAGAUUGUCAACAAGAUGAAUUACGAAUAUUAACUAUACGAUUCUUAAAAAAUUGUAUUGCUGCUUGUGAUAUAAAUGGUAUUGAAAAGAAAUAUUUUGUUAAAUUACUCCUUGCAUUCCAUGAUGUGAAAAGAAAAAGAAGAGGAAAAGAUGAAGAAAUUAAUGAUGAACAUCAUUAUACUUUAGAACCAGAAUAUUCUUUUAUUACAAAUGAUGUUAAGUCUUGGGCAGUUAAAUUAAAAUAUAUUAAUCGAUUAUGUUCAUUAUUUAUUCACACAGACACGGUAAUUGGAGCACUUGUUGACAUUCCAAAUCAAAAUUGUAAUUUCCCUGAAUUAAAGAAAUGGUGGAAUGAUGAGUGUAAUAAAGAUCUUGUGAUUGGAGUAUAUAAAUAUGGUUUUUCUUCAUCUGAAUAUCUUCAACAAGACCAAAAGUUAUGUUUUGUAGAACUUAUGAAAGAUGAUGAUGAUGAAGAUAAACUUGAAAAAGAAAGUGAUGAACCUGGAGAUAAUAAAAUAGUUAUUAAAAUACCUAAAGAAUUCCCAUCAAAUAAAGACCUUGACAAACAAGCAAAAACAAUUAUUGCUUGGUUAGAUAAGUUCAUUAAAAAACAAAAAAAAGAACAUGCUUAUGAUGAAGAACAAGAAUGA